AUGAAUCCAUGUUCAAUGAAUGUGUCAUAUCGUCGUGUAGCGAUAGAGAAGGGCACUUCUGAGGUAUUCUACGUGGGAAAAACCAGAUCCCAGCUGCACGGGACGAGCUCACCGGCUGCAGAAACGGCCGCUUCCACCUCCGGCAAUCGACAGCCUCAACGUCAACGCCGCCAUAUGGUUGACGAGCUCAACACUCCACAACCAACGCUUAGUUCAUCACGCGAGUUGGAUGCAGCCAUCCAUACCCCUGUAGUUCAAACCUCGAAGUAUCUAGGGAAAUAUCUGAGCGUCCUGUGUCGAGAUCUCCAAGUGUAG
Molecule: messenger RNA, 315 nt
Organism: Ramularia collo-cygni
Lineage: Eukaryota; Fungi; Ascomycota; Dothideomycetes; Mycosphaerellales; Mycosphaerellaceae
Exons: 1
Coding region: 1-315 (104 amino acids)
Source: RefSeq, a predicted model, not a curated record